This is a messenger RNA of Carlito syrichta (Philippine tarsier), 2006 nucleotides long. RefSeq names its product pyruvate dehydrogenase kinase 3 (gene PDK3). The transcript has 12 exons. Gene Ontology annotation, biological process: protein phosphorylation; regulation of glucose metabolic process. Gene Ontology annotation, cellular component: mitochondrion. Lineage: Eukaryota; Metazoa; Chordata; Mammalia; Primates; Tarsiidae. The record is from RefSeq and is a predicted model, not a curated record. The coding region runs from base 96 to 1343 and encodes 415 amino acids. Gene Ontology annotation, molecular function: pyruvate dehydrogenase (acetyl-transferring) kinase activity.
CGCUUAACGAACGUGCCGGAUCCGCACGGCUUGGCUGCUUUAACCCUUGCGGCCGCCUGGGCAUCUCGGCGGGGCUGUGCACUGCCCCGGCAAGGAUGCGGCUGUUCCGGUGGCUGCUGAAGCAGCCGGUGCCCAAGCAGAUCGAGCGCUACUCGCGCUUCUCGCCAUCGCCGCUCUCCAUCAAACAGUUUCUUGACUUCGGUAGAGAUAAUGCAUGUGAGAAAACUUCAUACAUGUUUCUACGAAAGGAACUUCCUGUGCGACUGGCUAACACAAUGAGAGAAGUUAAUCUUCUGCCGGAUAAUUUACUUAACCGCCCUUCAGUGGGAUUGGUUCAGAGUUGGUAUAUGCAGAGCUUUCUUGAACUGUUAGAAUAUGAAAAUAAGAGCCCUGAGGAUCCACAGGUCUUGGAUAACUUUCUACAAGUUCUGAUUAAAGUCAGAAAUAGACACAAUGAUGUGGUUCCUACAAUGGCACAAGGAGUGAUUGAAUACAAGGAGAAGUUUGGGUUUGAUCCUUUCAUUAGCAGUAACAUCCAGUAUUUUCUGGAUCGGUUUUAUACCAACCGCAUCUCUUUCCGCAUGCUAAUUAACCAGCACACCCUUCUGUUUGGUGGCGACACUAAUCCUGCUCAUCCUAAACACAUAGGAAGUAUUGAUCCCACAUGUAACGUGGCUGAUGUGGUGAAAGAUGCAUAUGAAACAGCCAAGAUGCUUUGUGAGCAGUAUUACCUGGUAGCUCCAGAGCUAGAAGUUGAAGAAUUCAAUGCCAAAGCACCAGACAAACCAAUUCAGGUAGUUUAUGUGCCCUCACAUCUGUUUCACAUGCUAUUUGAGUUGUUCAAGAACUCAAUGAGAGCAACAGUUGAACUCUAUGAAGACAGAAAAGAAGGCUACCCUGCUGUUAAAACCCUCGUUACUUUGGGUAAAGAAGACUUAUCCAUUAAGAUAAGUGACCAAGGUGGUGGUGUCCCACUUCGAAAAAUAGAUCGUCUUUUUAACUACAUGUAUUCAACUGCUCCUAGACCUAGCCUGGAGCCUACAAGAGCUGCCCCUUUGGCUGGAUUUGGUUAUGGUUUGCCAAUUUCUCGUCUGUAUGCUAGAUACUUUCAGGGAGAUCUAAAGCUGUAUUCCAUGGAAGGAGUGGGUACGGAUGCUGUCAUUUAUUUGAAGGCUCUUUCAAGUGAAUCAUUUGAGAGACUUCCAGUUUUUAAUAAGUCCGCAUGGCGCCAUUACAAGACCACACCUGAAGCUGACGAUUGGAGCAAUCCCAGUAGUGAACCCAGGGAUGCUUCAAAAUACAAAGCUAAACAGGACAAGAUCAAGACUAAUAGAACUUUGUAGAGAAGUGAAUGCUCUGGUCCUGUCUUUGAAGAAAGAUUGUCUUCUGCAAGUCAACCAGAGAAAACUCCUUCCUCCCACCAACUCUGGACGUGGCACCAUAGUUAUUCCUAGUGCUUGAACAUGUAUUUUCUCUGUACCAGCUGGACCUUGCCAUGUAGCUUUUCCUGUAGCUACUCUAGAUCUUCCACUAAAGUAGUAACUUGAGCAAUUUUUCAUAGUAUCUUGCAGUGGUAUGGUUGGCGCCUGUCACAGAAGAGCACAGAGCUCUCGUACCCUCCUACUCACCAUCUUAUUAUCAUAGAGUCUAGUGUCUCCAGUCCCUCCAGGUUUCUGAACUCCUUCCCCAUUCCAGAUACAGUAGAUCCUACGGUUGCUCCUUGUGACCAAAUACCAUAUUUGUCCCAAACCUCCAAAUGGGGCCCUGGGACCAUGAAGGUGGAAGACAUCAGGUGGAAGACUUGAUAAUUCAGUCCCAGGACCCUUCCUCUUUCCCAUGCGUCUCUCCUCUACUAUCAGAUUUAGACUUUCGCCUUCUUCCAUCCAAUUGGGAGGUGUGGCUACUUUCGUGUUAGAUCUUCCUCAUCGAUGGCCUUGAUUUUAUUUCAAAAUUAAUUUGUAUACUUCCAUUCUGUUGAUUAAAGCCUUCCAAAAGUCGUCUUGGAA